GCUUCCAUGGACCACGAGUGCUCGUCGGGUGGGGCGCCGGCGGGCCCGCCGCGGCCACCUGCGAACGCCUCAUCCAGGAAGCGCCCAGCAGCACCGACCACCAAGGUCAAGCAGGUGAAGAAGAAACCAGCCAGGACGUGCCGACCAACCAUCGACAUGCUGAUGACCACCAUCCUUGCAUCCAUCACAACUAUCGUUACCGAGACCAUGUCAAUCUACGAUAAGGGCUUUGCUGAGCCCUGGGAUGGGACAACUCCCAUAACAGUGGGCUCAGCGUGCUCUGGCUGGAACUCAGAGAUCCUAGCCCUCGAAGCCAUGAAGAUCCCUUUCCACCACGCCUUCUCGUGCGACAACAGCAAGCACGUGAAGAAGAUCGCCGAGUUCCUCCACGGCUACCACGAAUACUUCGACGACGUGAUGGGCACCAACUUCCUUGGCUCCGCCGCUCCCGUGCAAUUCUUCAUGGCAGGCUUCCCUUGUCAAUGCUGGUCAGUGGCAGGCCGCCGCGAUGGCUUUCUGGAUGCCCGAGGGCUCGGGCUCAUCAUCGUGUUCCUCAUUGCCUACAUCACUACGCGGAGACCUUUGCUCUUCCUGCUGGAGAACGUGGACAACAUUGCGGCUGGCGAUAACGCUGACAGCUUCAACGCUAUCGUGUCAGCACUCCAAACACUCACGGACAAGGACAACCGCUACCUCUACACUGUGGAGUCGCAGACCCUCAACUGCCGCAUCCACGGCGGCUUGCCCCAGAACCGUCGGAGGAGAUUCAUUGUCGGCGUGCUACGUGGAGCUCAACAAGCACCCCUGCAGUGGCCAGGCCCAGUCACGAUGCGCAACCUCAUCGACCUCAUGGAUCCCGCCACGGACCUCAAACCUUUCCCGGGCAACCUACCAAGUAAGUCAAGUGGCACGAAACGCAAGAACGUCUUGGACGCACUCAAGGCCAUCGCCUCCGACGGUAGCGACCCGCUUGCCGUUCCUGCAGUGGUCGACCAUGGCUCUUCUAAGAUGAAUUACGCGAUCGGAUAUUCCCCGUGCUUGACCAGGAACAGGGCUAUGUCGCACGGCCACUGGGUGACGUGCCUUCAGCGCGAGAUGACUACUGGUGAGAUGCUUCGACUGCAGGGUGUCGAGGAAUGGCGCGUGCGGGGAUGGAAGCAUAUCAUUUGCGAGGGGCAGUUCCAUGCAAUCAUCGGCAACGCCAUCCCCCUUCCGAUGAUCGAGCGCAUCUUGAUGAGGGCCUUGUACUCAGCUAGCCUCGCGAAGCAGCCGUUGCAUGAUAAGUAUGAGGAUUGA
Messenger RNA from Prorocentrum cordatum, 1296 nucleotides. Lineage: Eukaryota; Dinophyceae; Prorocentrales; Prorocentraceae. The record is from the annotation of a GenBank genome assembly.